Humulus lupulus (European hop) is the source of this 2311-nucleotide messenger RNA. RefSeq names its product 3-hydroxy-3-methylglutaryl-coenzyme A reductase 1-like. The transcript is spliced from 3 exons. The coding region runs from base 177 to 1970 and encodes 597 amino acids. Gene Ontology annotation, cellular component: peroxisomal membrane; endoplasmic reticulum membrane. Gene Ontology annotation, biological process: coenzyme A metabolic process; sterol biosynthetic process; isoprenoid biosynthetic process. The record is from RefSeq and is a predicted model, not a curated record. Gene Ontology annotation, molecular function: hydroxymethylglutaryl-CoA reductase (NADPH) activity; protein binding. NCBI's taxonomy places the organism in Eukaryota, Viridiplantae, Streptophyta, Magnoliopsida, Rosales, Cannabaceae.
CUCCACCACCCAGAAAAGCAGAACCGAAAAACAGAAACUCAAAACGCGUUUCUGAAUUCGGAUACUGUUUCUCUUUCUGGCCCAUCAUCUUAUUCUGUUUUUGUCUCUCUUUCUCCGCCGUCCGUUCCGCCACCACCGCAGGCGUUUUUGUUUUUUAAAUCUUUACAUACUCAGAAAUGGACGUCCGCAGCAGACGAUCAACGGCGGCGACGAAGUCUGGGCAGGCCAUGCCCAUCAAGGCCCUAAAGGCGGCCCAUGAAAAUGAAGAAAACCCCAGAGCCUCGGAUGCUCUGCCUCUUCCUCUGUACAUCACCAACGUCGCUUUCUUUACUCUGUUUUUCUCGGUGGUUUACUUCCUCCUCACACGGUGGCGCGAGAAGAUCCGUACCUCCACACCUCUCCAUGUCCUCACCUUCUCUGAAAUCUCCGCCGUGUUUGCUCUCGUCGCUUCCUUCAUCUAUCUCUUGGGCUUUUUCGGAAUCGAUUUCGUUCAGUCCCUGAUUCUCCGACCCUCCACCGACGUUUGGGCCACCGACGAUGACGAAGAAGAAACUAUUUUAAUCAAGGAUGACACUCGAAAAGUCCCUUGUGGUGCCGCACUCGAAUGCCCACUUCCCCAAAUUGCCCCUCCGGUGGCUGUAUCCUCCAAGGCAGCCUUGCCAAAGGUUGUCGACUCAGCUCCGACGACCACCGAAGAUGACGAAGAGAUCAUUAAAUCCGUCUUGGAUGGGAAAAUUCCGUCGUACUCUCUCGAGACUAAGCUGGGUGAUUGCCGGAGGGCGGCAGCGAUUCGUCGGGAAGCGUUACAGAGGCUGACCGGAAAAUCUCUCUCUGGUCUGCCAUUGGAUGGGUUGGAUUAUGAUUCGAUUUUGGGUCAGUGCUGUGAGAUGCCAGUUGGGUAUGUGCAGAUUCCGGUGGGGAUCGCUGGACCUCUGUUGCUUGACGGAAGGGAGUACUCUGUUCCCAUGGCGACCACUGAGGGUUGCUUGGUAGCCAGCACCAAUCGGGGCUGCAAAGCCAUUCAUCUCUCCGGUGGAGCUUUCAGUGUCUUGUUGAAAGAUGGCAUGACUAGAGCUCCCGUGGUAAGGUUCAACACCGCCAGAAGAGCCGCUGAUUUGAAGUUCUACUUGGAAGAGCCUGCUAAUUUCGAAACUCUCACCAUGGUUUUCAACAGAUCGAGCAGGUUUGCGAGAUUACAGACGAUAAAAUGCACGAUUGCAGGGAAGAAUCUUUACAUGAGAUUUUGCUGCAGCACAGGAGACGCCAUGGGAAUGAACAUGAUAUCCAAAGGUGUCCAAAACGUGCUUGAUUUUCUCCAAAAUGAUUUCCCCGACAUGGACGUGAUUGGAAUCUCCGGUAACUUCUGCUCCGACAAGAAGCCCGCGGCCGUGAACUGGAUCGAAGGGCGUGGUAAAUCCGUGGUCUGUGAAGCCACCAUCAAGGGCGACGUAGUGAGGAAAGUAUUGAAGACCAAUGUGGAAGCACUUGUCGAGCUCAACAUGCUUAAGAACCUCACGGGUUCAGCCAUGGCUGGUGCUCUUGGGGGUUUCAACGCCCACGCAAGUAACAUAGUCUCGGCAGUCUUCAUCGCCACCGGCCAAGACCCUGCGCAAAACAUCGAGAGCUCCCAUUGCAUAACGAUGAUGGAGCCAGUCAACGAUGGGAAGGAUCUUCAUGUUUCUGUCACUAUGCCAUCCAUUGAGGUUGGUACAGUUGGAGGUGGAACUCAACUGGCGUCGCAGUCAGCUUGCUUGAAUUUGCUCGGUGUGAAGGGCGCAAACAGAGAAGUUCCAGGGUCAAAUGCAAGAAAGUUGGCCACCAUUGUUGCAGGUGCUGUGCUUGCUGGUGAGCUUUCUCUCAUGUCAGCUCUCGCAGCUGGCCAACUCGUUAACAGUCACAUGAAGUACAACAGAGCAAACAAAAACGUUACUACUACUGCUACUCCUACCCCUACAGUUGCUUCAUCUUAAGAGCUAAGGGAUUAUUAUUAGUAUCAUUAAUUAUAAUUAUUUUCUAAAAUUCCCCAAAAAAGUUAAUAAAUAAUUUAAGAAAGUCAACUCACGUCAUGGGGAGAAUGAAAAGAAUUGAUGGUGAUAGAAAAUAUCGAAGAACAUAAAUACUUAUAUAGACCACUAAGCUCACCUUACCUAGCUAGCUAGGUGAAACCAAAUUGUGUACUACUUGAACUUGUAUUCUUUUUUUCUUUACUUUACCUUUUUAUUUUCCUCUACUUCGCCCAUAAACCUUUUGAUGCUGUACUUGUAAGAAUUGUGUAAAAAUGAUGAUGGGAAACUUGUAAUUGUUGCUUUCA